Messenger RNA from Myotis lucifugus (little brown bat), 2620 nucleotides. It is a transcript of the gene SH3GL1, whose product is annotated as SH3 domain containing GRB2 like 1, endophilin A2. The transcript is spliced from 11 exons. Gene Ontology annotation, cellular component: presynapse; glutamatergic synapse; cytoplasm. Lineage: Eukaryota; Metazoa; Chordata; Mammalia; Chiroptera; Vespertilionidae. The record is from RefSeq and is a predicted model, not a curated record. Bases 412 to 1515 code for a protein of 367 amino acids. Gene Ontology annotation, molecular function: protein binding. Gene Ontology annotation, biological process: synaptic vesicle uncoating.
GGCCGGCGCCGGAAGUGUGCGGUUGCCAUGUAAUAUCCUGGCCGCGCGGGCGCGAGAGGGGCUGAGGCUGCGCCCGGGCGGGCGCGGAGCUGGCGAGAAGGCUGCGGAGGCGGUGCCGACGGGGCCAGCUGAAGCGCGCGGGGGCUCGGCGGCGCCCGGGAGCCUGUCGCUUGCGCUGUUUCUCCGGUUCGCUGGGUCCCAACGGGAAGUCCGACGGCGGAAGGCAGAAUGUCGGUGGCGGGGCUGAAGAAGCAGUUCUACAAGGCGAGCCAGAGUCUUCAUGGAGAAUCAGGAAAUCCUGCAGACUUGAAUUAAGGCUCAGAAGAUUAGGGUGGAUUCCCAAGUGUCUGGAAAGAGGCAUGACACUCGUCAGCGAGAAGGUCGGAGGGGCUGAAGGGACCAAGCUUGACGAUGACUUCAAAGAGAUGGAGAAGAAGGUGGAUGUUACCAGCAAGGCUGUGGUGGAAGUGCUGGCCAGAACCAUCGAAUACCUGCAGCCCAACCCAGGUAGGGGCACCAGCUAGCUGCAAGUUCUUCCGGUUACCACAGCAUGAAGAAGGAACCCUCACGGGCCAAGCUGACGAUGCUCAACACGGUAUCCAAGAUCCGUGGGCAGGUGAAGAAUCCUGGCUACCCGCAGUCGGAGGGCCUGCUGGGCGAGUGCAUGAUUCGUCACGGGAAGGAGCUGGGUGGCGAGUCCAACUUCGGCAUCCUGUGAUGGCUUCUUCCCCACCCCCCACCCCCACAGGCGACGCCCUGCUGGAUGCAGGGGAGUCCAUGAAGUGCCUGGCAGAGGUGAAGGACUCCUUGGACAUAGAGGUCAAGCAGAACUUCAUCGAUCCCCUGCAGAACCUGUGCGACAAAGACCUGAAGGAGAUCCAGCACCACUUGAAGAAGCUAGAGGGCCGCCGCCUGGACUUUGACUAUAAGAAGAAGCGGCAGGGCAAGAUCCCCGAUGAGGAGCUGCGCCAGGCCCUGGAGAAGUUCGAAGAGUCCAAGGAGGUGGCUGAGACCAGCAUGCACAACCUCCUGGAGACUGAUAUUGAGCAGGUGAGCCAGCUCUCUGCCCUGGUGGAUGCCCAGCUGGAAUACCACCGGCAGGCCGUGCAGAUCCUGGACGAGCUGGCCAGCAAGCUUAAGCGAAGGAUGCGGGAAGCCUCUUCGCGCCCCAAGCGUGAAUACAAGCCCAAGCCCCGGGAGAGCUUUGACCUUGGAGAGCCUGAGCAGUCCAACGGGGGCUUCCCGGCCCCCAAGAUCUCAGCUUCGUCAUCUUUCCGAUCUUCCGACAAGCCCGUACGGACCCCCAGCAGGAGCAUGCCGCCCCUGGACCAGCCAAGCUGCAAGGCACUCUAUGACUUUGAGCCCGAGAACGAUGGGGAGCUGGGCUUCCAUGAGGGCGACAUCAUCACGCUGACCAACCAGAUCGACGAGAACUGGUACGAGGGCAUGCUCCAUGGCCAGUCGGGCUUCUUCCCCCUCAGCUACGUGGAGGUGCUGGUGCCCCUGCCUCAGUGACAGCGUGGGCCUGCUCACCUCUCCGUCCAGAUCGCCUGUAUUCCACUCGGCCCGAAGCACAGCAAGGGUAGUGCUCCUCCCAGGGCCUCCCGAGGUAUUCCCAGGGCACCAGGACUCGAGGCAGCAGGGCCAUCGGAGAGGCCAGGGGCCCUGUUUACACUAGUGCUCACCCAUCGAGGUGGUGGGGGCUCCCCUCCCCACCCGCCCUGAGGGGGGCUAACACUAAGGUGCUCUUAGAAACACUAACUUCCUCCCGCCCCUCCAGGACCGUGGGCGGGUCCCCUUCACUCAGACACACACAUGCCCUCUGACCCCUCCACACUGGGGCCUGGCCCACCCUGACCUGCCCUUAUUGUGAGCAGAUUGAAAGUCUUUGUGAUGGGGUGGUCCAAGCACCCUGCUUUUAAAUUCCCCCAAGAACUCCUCCUCAGGCCCCUGCAUGCCCACAGAUGCCACCUGCUUAGUAGGGCCUCACCCAGGAGCCCAGUCCCCUAAGGACAGGCCCUGUCCUCAGCUGCAGGGUGCUGAGCCCUACACACCCAUGCGCACCCUACCCCUGACCAAGCACAUGGACCAUUUCUGGCACAAGCUGCCACCACCAGCUACAGACACAUAGACACAGACACACCAUACACGGGACCAUGGGAGCCCCCAGCUUCCUCUCUGCUGAAGGUCAAGCACAAAGGCUUUGAUGAGUGAAUGUUGCCAGACUCCUGGCUGCUCGGGAGGGUCACAGGGCCUCCCCCAUCCCACGUUGGCUGCCCUCCCCCUGUUGACAGUAUCCCCAGCUGUCUCCUCCAGACCAAGGUAGGCAGCUGCCCAGACCAGCAGGGCCCCAGCCCUGCAUCCGCUUCGCCUCUUGCCUAAUCUGAAAUCGGCCUCGGGGGACCUCGGGCCUGGUUCACAUUCCCUUCCCCAGUGACCCUGCACAGCCCCCAUGACACCAGGCUCUGCUCGUCCCCAAGGCCCCCCCACCAUCAUGAGUGGGUGAGACACAGGCAUCCGGACCAAGACAAGCAGCAUAGCCUUGGUCAGUCUAGGGCAGAAGGAAAUGUAAUCCUGAUUUUUUUUUUAAAAGAAGUAUUAAACGUCUCUUUCUACAGUC